GGGCACAGACAGCCUGAGCAGUGCGGGGGUGUGCUGAAGGAGCACUCUGCGUCCAGGGAGAAUGUCAAGGAGCAAACAGCUACAGGACCUGCUGCUCAUUAAAGAACUGGAGGUCAUCUUGGAUUCCUGCCCUGUGGGGCUCACACCGGUGGAUGAAGUCUGGCCCAACCUGUACAUAGGAAAUGUGGCUGUAGCACAGAAUAAAAAGACAUUGCAUAAGCUUAGCAUCACUCAUGUGCUGAACGCAGCGCACUCCAAGCAGGGCAGCAUUGGUGACCAGAGUUUUUAUGGGAACACCUGCGUUUACUUUGGCAUCCCAGCGGAGGAUUCAGAGGACUUUGACCUCAGUCAGUACUUCAAACCUGCAGCUGACUUCAUACACAAAGCCCUGAUGAGCAAAGAUGGAAAAGUGCUGGUGCACUGCAUCAUGGGCGUGAGUAGAUCGGCCACUUUGGUCAUAGCGUACUUGAUGCUGUGGCAGCGUCUUACUCUGAGAGAUGCUCUGAAGCAUGUUGUCCAAAAACGAGCCAUUUACCCCAACCGGAACUUCCUGUCCCUCCUCCUCAAGCUGGAUGAACAGCUGACACGAAAGAGGAGGCUGUGUCCUAUUCUCUGACAGCCUUUGUUCCUCACUGCACCUUCAUUUGAUUAAUCAACACCUCUCCAUAUGUAGAACUCCACUCUAAUUGGUGAUCAGUGGUUUGUAAAUAUGAUGUGUAAUUAGAUUUUGUUUGAUGUGGUUGCAGGUGUAAGUCUGGAGUGACCUUUAUUUAUUUAUUUAUAUUUUCGAGGUUGUCUGCUGUCUUUCUACAGUCCAGCAGCAGCAGUGCUCACACUUAGCCUUUAUGUCAUGUUUCUCCUGGUUUGUUUUUCAUAUUUAAAUCAUUUUCAAAUGUUCUCUGUAAGUGUUAGGAGUCCUGCUCAUAAGCUUUGUAAGUACAGUUUUAUGAAACCCAUUAAGUUUUGUCAAAUCUCACUGAAAUUGUUUGGUCAGAUGGACACUGCCAUCUUAAAUAUGUUCAAAAAUAUGUAUAUCUGACUUCUAACAAGGUUUAACCUUGAACAGUUUUCCUGAUAAGACACAAAUAAGACUCAAAUAAAAUAAUUAGUUGUUUGUUUCAUUUUACUUUUUUUUUAAUUGCCAAGAGCUUACUUAAUAUUGCCUAAUCGAUCUGACAAAAACAGGCAUUUUUGAUUGCUGAGCUGUAUAUCUUAACAGUGCUCUGUUGGAUUGAGAUCUGGUGACUGUGGAGGCCAUUUGAAUUCAGUGAACUCAUUUAAAUGUUCAAAUUUAACAAAUUUGUAACAAGCAGCCAUCUGAAGAUGGUACAGUGUUGUCACAAAGGGAUGGACAUGGUCAGCAACCAUACUCAGGUCGACUGUGGUGUUUAAAUGAUGCUCAGCUGGUAUUAAAGGGCCCAAAGAGUAUCGAGAAAAUAUCUCUACAACCAUUCCACUAACAUCAGCCUGAAUGUCGCAGCAGAAAUCGAAAUUCAUCAGAACAGGUGAUGUUUUUCCAGUGUGCUGUUGCACAGUUUUGGUGAGUCUGUGCAAACUGUUCUUUUCUGACAGGAGCCACACUGGUGUGGUCUUCUGCUGCUGUAGCCCAAAGUUAAAUGUGAUAUACGUUCAGAGGUCCUCUUCUGCAUACAUUUGUUGUAACAAGUUGACCUUGACAAGUGGUUACAUGACUUUAUACUGCCUUCGUCUGGCUUCAAGAUGACCUUUUUAGAGAGAGUUAUGUGAGAAAAUCACAUUAGAUAAAUGGACUGGUUCUUAUGUAGUGCUUUUCUACUUCAACUGAGCACAAAACUUCAAAAAUUCAAUAAUGUGAAGUUAUACAACUUUACACUCAUUCAUACAAGCGCUUUUUUUUCCAAGCAAGUGCUUUUUAUCUAACAUUCAUGUACAUUCAUACUCUGUUGGAUGCAUCACAGAGCAACUUGGAUUAGUAUCUUGCCCAAGGAUAUUUGGCAUACGGGAUUUAACCACUAACUUUCCAUUCAGUAGAUGACCUGCUCUACCUCCUGAGCUACAGCCACCCGUAGAUCAGCAGUUUCAGCAAUAUUUAUGGUUGUUGGUGCCUGUCUGCUGCCAACAACAAUGCCACAUUCAAAGUCACUUAAACCGCCUUUCUUCCCCUUUCCGAUGGUUAGUUUGAACUUCAGCAGGUCACCUUCACCAUGUGUACAUGCCUGAAUGCAAUGACUAGGCGUCAUGUAAAUGACUUAUUAGAUAUUUGCAUUGACAAGCAAUUGAACAGGUGUACUGAACAAACUGGCCUGUGAGUAUGUAUUGAAAUGGAUGUAGCCAUGGUGACAUUUCUCACUGGUUCCUGUUUUAAAACUUUGAGUCAUGGUCACCUGCUUGUACCUAAUAAAGUGGCUGGUGUGUGUACAUAAACAGUUUUAAAAUGAUGGCAUCUUAUUUACUAAGAUUGGUCAUUAGUUAAACUCAGAAGCAUGAAAGGCAACUCUGAAGUGGCAGUUUAAAGGGUAAUUGAUUUGUCAGGGUGAGGUUGGUAGUAUCUGGACCAACUGGAGACCUAUUACCACUGUGGGUUUUGUGUCUGCACGCAGAGGAAACCUUGAGCAACAGGAAAGAGUUCAAGCAGGAAAUGGUUAAACAAACAAGAAAUAAAUUCGGCUUGAACAAAGCGGACAAAAGCGCUUCUGCUACCACACAAGCUGACAGAACAAACUGGUAGAGACUGGUAGAUAUAGUGCUGGGCCUUGAUUGGAUGAUAGUGUAGGUGUGCCAUCAGGUGUUUGCUCAGGAGUAAGAAGAGACCCAAAAGAUAAAAACAUUAUCAUUCUGACAGGGACCAGAAAGAAAAUAUAGGAUGAGGACUCCAAAAUAAAAGUGAGGUCAUGCCGACUGUUACUGUUGCACUAUUGCACCCCUAAGGUCAUGCAGUCUUCCUUUCUUUAAUUGGUUAUUUUAUAGUAAACAGCCUAAUUCAGUAUGAGCAGAUUAAAAGCAGCCAAAGCUAAUAAAUCACUGGUGAAUAUCAUCCACAUCUCUUAAAGGGACAGGGCAGCAGGCUUUACUCUGCAGCAGGGUAGCAACACAGACACAUGCAGAGGAGCCACGUGUUACAUAACAGUCCACAGUCAUCAUGGAAACAUGUGAGCUAAUGUUAAAGUUCACAGGAUAAGGCUCAGGGUUGCCCCAUGAGAAUGAAACAUCAGGUCUGCAUUCACCAUGAAUAAAAUGGGUUUUGAGUGCCUGAACAGUGAACACAGUAUGUUAGAUAACUUUGUCACUUUUGAGUGUAUGAUUACAGAGUUAUAAAAGGAAACAA
Oreochromis niloticus (Nile tilapia) is the source of this 3304-nucleotide messenger RNA. Its product is annotated as dual specificity protein phosphatase family protein. The transcript is spliced from 3 exons. Gene Ontology annotation, cellular component: cytoplasm. The coding region runs from base 62 to 616 and encodes 184 amino acids. The record is from RefSeq and is a predicted model, not a curated record. Gene Ontology annotation, biological process: protein dephosphorylation; negative regulation of MAPK cascade. Lineage: Eukaryota; Metazoa; Chordata; Actinopteri; Cichliformes; Cichlidae. Gene Ontology annotation, molecular function: MAP kinase phosphatase activity; protein tyrosine/serine/threonine phosphatase activity.